AUGAGGGAAGAGAGCAACAAGAAGAGCAAGCUCUCCUGGUCGAAAUCCCUCGUGAGGAAGUGGUUCAACAUCAAGACUAAGGCGCAGGAUUUCCAUGCGGAUUGCGACGCCGCCCAAGGGAGGGACGGGAAUGGCGGUGAAUGGAGGACCAGCUGCUCAGAGAGGGAGGCAGGCGCAGCCAAGAAAAGCAGAACUGACCGGUCGUCGAAGCGGAGUAGUAUGGACCGAAUCCGAGGAGGAAAAAACGAUGUCGUGGAUGCGGCACGCCUCACAGAAGUUCAGAAUUACAGAAUCUUUGCCUCCACGUGGAAUGUCGGAGGUAAAUCCCCACCAAGGGGAUUGAAUCUUGAUGACUGGCUCCAUUCUUCACCUCCAGCUGAUAUCUAUGUGUUAGGAUUUCAAGAAAUUGUUCCUUUGAAUGCUGGAAAUGUUCUAGGCACUGAAGAUAAUCUCCCAGCGAAAAAAUGGGUAUCCCUUGUCAGGAGGACACUGAAUAAGAAUCCUGGUUCAUGCUGUUAUGGUGGCUAUCGCACGCCAUCUCCUGUUCCUGAUCCAGUUGUAGAACAAGAUGCUGAUUUUGAGGGAUCAUCGAGAAGGCAGGACAGUUUAUCCUAUUUGCACUGUCGGUCAUUCAACCUUAGCCGGAGUUUAAGAGUUGAAGGGAACCAUAUGCUGCCACACCCAAGGUUGGAUCGUAGGUUCAGUGUCUGCGACCCAGGUAGCUUGGGAGGCAGGCCAAGUGAUUUUGAUGGGAACUUCCCAUUCAUGGGAUCACCAGAUGAUCAUUGUAUCGAGGAGAAUACAAGCGAUGGAGCAUAUUUUUCACCCUUCCCAUAUGGCUAUGGUGCCUCUGCACCUAUGGAAGAAAAUGAUUAUCAGUCAAAUACAUCUAGGUACUGUUUGGUUGCCAGUAAGCAGAUGGUCGGUAUAUUUCUCACCAUUUGGGUACGCAGUGAAAUAAGAAGUGAUGUGAGAAACCUGAAAGUUUCUUGCGUGGGUAGAGGGCUAAUGGGUUAUCUUGGAAAUAAGGGGUCUAUAUCCAUAAGCAUGUCUUUGCACCACACAACCUUUUGUUUUGUCUGUUGUCAUUUGACCUCCGGUGAAAAGGAGGGAGAUGAACUUCGGAGGAAUUCUGAUGUUAUGGAAAUUCUAAGGAAGACUAGAUUUCCACAGGUCCGUGGUGCUGCUGAUGUCAAGUCACCAGAAACAAUUCUUGAGCAUGAUCGUAUCAUUUGGCUUGGGGAUUUGAAUUAUCGGAUUGCUCUUUCGUACUGCUCAGCUAAAGCUCUCGUUGAAAUGCAUAAUUGGAAACAACUAUUGGAGAAAGAUCAGCUACGGAUAGAACGAAGGUGUGGGCGUGUUUUCCAGGGAUGGAAAGAAGGCAGGAUUUAUUUUCCUCCAACAUAUAAAUACUCAUUCAACUCAGAUCGUUAUUCUGGUGUGCGUCCAAAAGAAAAGCGGAGAACACCUGCUUGGUGUGAUCGCAUUUUGUGGUAUGGUAAUGGCCUCAUGCAAUUGUCCUAUGUUCGCGGAGAAUCUCGCUUCUCUGACCACAGGCCAGUGUACAGUAUUUUCAUGGCUGAGGUUGAAAGCAUCCGCCACAGAAGAAGAAACAUGGGCUAUUUCAGCUCUAGAAUUGAGGUGGAAGAGCUUUUGCCAUAUCCAUACAGCUCUGGAGAAAUGAAGUUCUACUAA
Messenger RNA from Miscanthus lutarioriparius, 1695 nucleotides. NCBI's taxonomy places the organism in Eukaryota, Viridiplantae, Streptophyta, Magnoliopsida, Poales, Poaceae. The record is from the annotation of a GenBank genome assembly.